GCUGUUUUCGGGGGGGCUCCAGAAGACCCUGCGGCAGGAUGGGCUCCGUAGCUGGUGUAUACCUGCUCCUGCUCCUCUGUAGGCUGGACUUCUCCCAGGGCGUUAACCCCUUUGCCGUGCAGCAGAUCCCACCAGAUCCUUGCUAUGACGAAAAAGGGGCCCCUCGCCGUUGCAUCCCAGAGUUCGUCAACGCAGCCUUUGGCAAGGACGUCCAUGCCUCCAGCACGUGCGGGAAGCCGCCGACGCGCCACUGUGAUGCGUCAGAACCCCGGAAAGCUCACCCAGCAUCCUAUCUCACAGACCUCAACACGGCGGCCAACAUGACUUGCUGGCGCUCGGAGACUUUGCACCACUCUCCUCACAACGUCAGCCUCACCCUCUCCUUGGCCAAGAAGUUUGAGGUCAUCUACGUCAGCCUCCAGUUCUGCUCACCUCGUCCGGAAUCGGCCGCUGUAUUCAAGUCCAUGGAUUACGGCAAGAGUUGGGUCCCUUAUCAAUACUAUUCCUCCCAAUGCCGGAAGAUCUACGGGAAGCCCAACAAGGCCACGGUCACCAAGCAGAACGAGCAGGAGGCCCUGUGUACAGAUGGCCACACCGAUCUCUACCCCUUGACCGGCGGGCUCAUCGCCUUCAGCACGUUGGACGGGCGCCCGUCUGCUCAAGAUUUUGACAACAGCCCUGUCCUCCAAGACUGGGUGACGGCCACCGAUAUCCGGGUCAUUUUCAGCCGUCCUCAUCUCUUCCGGGAACUCGGAGGACGGGACCACGAGGAUGAGGAGGGCGGAGGAAGCUCGUCUUCCUAUUAUUAUGCGGUGGGGGAAUUCCAGGUUGGGGGGCGGUGUAAGUGCAACGGGCACGCCUCGCGCUGCGUGAAGGACAAGGAAGGCAAGCUGGUGUGCGACUGCAAACACAACACCGAAGGGCCUGAGUGCGACCGCUGCAAACCCUUCCAUUACGACCGUCCCUGGCAGAGGGCCACCGCCAGGGAGGCCAACGAAUGUUUAGCCUGUAACUGCAACCUCCAUGCCCGACGUUGCCGUUUCAAUAUGGAACUCUACAAGCUGUCCGGACGCAAGAGCGGUGGUGUCUGCCUCAACUGUCGGCACAAUACGGCCGGGCGGCACUGCCAUUACUGCAAAGAGGGCUUUUACCGCGACGUGAGCAAAUCUAUCUCCGACCGCAAGGCCUGCCGAG
Notechis scutatus (mainland tiger snake) is the source of this 1194-nucleotide messenger RNA. NCBI's taxonomy places the organism in Eukaryota, Metazoa, Chordata, Lepidosauria, Squamata, Elapidae. The record is from RefSeq and is a predicted model, not a curated record.